Molecule: messenger RNA, 4163 nt
Organism: Anopheles stephensi (Asian malaria mosquito)
Lineage: Eukaryota; Metazoa; Arthropoda; Insecta; Diptera; Culicidae
Product: signal transducer and transcription activator-like
Exons: 1
Coding region: 1048-3279 (743 amino acids)
Biological process (GO): regulation of cell population proliferation; regulation of transcription by RNA polymerase II; defense response
Molecular function (GO): RNA polymerase II cis-regulatory region sequence-specific DNA binding; DNA-binding transcription factor activity, RNA polymerase II-specific
Source: RefSeq, a predicted model, not a curated record
ACACUUUUAAUUUGCACAAAAUGGAAAAAAAAACUUACCCGGCUCAAGUUCAGGUCACCAUCGUUCGGGGAAGAAACUACCGGCAAAUGUGAAUUGUGUGUCAUUCGCCAUAUUUGUGACACAGGUUGUUAAGCAUGCGCGUAAUCGUUAAAGAAUGUUUCAGGCAGCAUCACCACCACAUUUUAUACCAAUUCUAGCUUGCAAUUUAUGCAACAAGGACACAUAAAACAUAUUUUUUGAUCUCGGCUUCGGUACCUCCUGCACAGCACUCCACACACAAACACUCCUCUACACAGUCACAUUGGCACUUGUCAAAUGAUGACUGCCUUUUUCAGAGCAUCUGCAAUCGAAGCUGGCACUUGAUGACACAUCUUGCUUGUACUAACUUUGGCACUAUUGCAUGCAGGCAAUUUUUUAAUAGCCGAAGAAAGACAUUUUGGGUAUGUUUUGUACGUUUAUACGCCUGCCAUUCCCUUUAUUUUAAAUUUAUUUCAACGAAUUCUAUUGCCAAUUUGCUCCCUUAAUUCCGUUUUGAGAUGAUUGCAAAAAAAAAAAAAAAUAUCUUUUCGUGUGCCCAUACAGACUCUAUUUCUCUCAAUAUGUUGUCAGUUUUGCAACCUCAGUCCUGCUAUGUGUAGCCGCGACCUAACGUUUCAGUUUGCUUUCAAAUUUGUGGGGAUGACCAUUUCCAAAAUGGCUGCUAGUGUUUUCCCCGCUGCAUCGAAAAACUAAAGAUGGACUUUCUUUUCGUGUUUGUGGCAAGCAUUGCAAGCGUUGAGUCGAACAUCAUUUCACGCGGUUUAUGUGCAUCAAGAACGUGAAGCAUAGUGCGCAUAUCAUGCACUGAUCGGACAAUAUUUAUGCGCUGCAUACUGAUGCGCUAAAAAGGACCUUUUCUGAUUUGUAUUUUUCCAUCGCGUGGUUUCCGGUGCGAAUCGUUCAAUCGGGGUGCGUGGUGAUAGUUGCAGUUUUGGCCUUCCCAUCAAAUACUUGCACUUGGAGUAAAUCACUUCAAAGGAGCGAAACUGGCCACGUUAAGCAGCAGAGAUGGCUUUGCAGUCAUCGACCUGGCUGGGUCAGCUUCCCCAACCCACGCUGGAACCAUUUCGUUUGCUGUAUGGUAACAAUAUACCGGAGGACGUGCGCAAUCAUAUAGCAAAUUGGAUCCAGGCUCAGUUUAUCAAUGCACCGGCUUUCUACGACGAUCAGAAUGCUAUUGAUGAUAUGUAUGAAGAAGCGGCCAAAUUUCUCAACAAGCUCAUAGACAAGCUGAGGUGCACGGGUGCGCUCUAUGCAAACGAUAUCAAGCACGAAUUGGACGGGACGGCCUGCAUCCUACUACAGCUGUUUUCGCGCGACCCGAUCGCACUCUACCAGGAGCUGAUCAACUGUUUGCAGCAGCACCCGUACUAUUGCAUCAAUCUGGACGCGAUCGAGAGGACCGAGGUGUGGCGAGAAUUCCAGGAGCUGAAGGUGAUGGUGCAUGGCAAUGAAAACGAUAAAGGUAGCUUGAUAAUGGUGCACGGCUACUUGGCGCAUGCGAUAAGUGAGGUUCAGAAUGUACAGGCAACGAUCAAUACGGCAAAGCAGCCGGAGGAACGGAUGCUCGCCCAAUUCCAGCUCGUCCGGUAUCAGGCAGUGGCGAAUGAUCGUUUACAGAAAUUUUCCGAGAUGCAAUUUGCUGUGGCAAGCGGAUUUCGGACGGCGAUAGACAAGACGGGCAAGCUGCAGGACAAGGUCCUGAAAAAGUAUCUCGCGCAGUGGAAAAUAAAUCAGCGGCUCGCUGCUAUCGGUGCGUAUGCCAAGCUGGAGAGCGAUCUGGACACCAUACAGUUGUGGUGCGAAAGUCUAAUGGAGAUUAUCCUGAGAACGAAAGAGCAGAUUAUGCAGACGAUGCAGUUAAAGUCGGAAGGGUACGUCAACCUAUCUGCGGAUCCGGUGCUGACGCUAGCCAUGAAGGAUGUGACGAAUCUGCUAGAAACGCUCAUCUACAAUUCGUUCGUGGUGGAACAACAACCGCCCCAAAUUCUUCGUAUGCAUAACCGGUUUUCCGCAUCCGUGCGGCUGCUCGUCGGUACGACGCUAUGCGACCAGGUGAAUCCUCCGCUAGUGAGUGUGUCCAUCAUAAGCGAAGCCCAAGCACGGGCAGUGCAUCGUAUGAAGGGAGCCGCUACUACAUCCGCUGUCGGCGUCAUUCUGAACAACGUCGGCCAAAUGCAGUACAACACGCAAACUAAGCAGUUUUCGGCGGUGUUAGGCAAACUGUGCAUGAAAAAGAUUACGCGCAUGUUCGGAAAGCAGAACCAUAACUGCGUGCUGGAUGAAAAGCUUGCUUUGCUGUUUCAGGCAACGAUUGCUACAGUACGUAAAGAUCUCGUUCUUCCGAUACGGACCGUAUCGUGGCCGGUCGUUGGUAUCGUCCAUGUGUCCCAGGAUCAGAAAUCAUGCGCAACAAUCAUUUGGGAAAAUGUUUUCGCCAAAAUUAGCCACACCACGUUCGACGUGCCAAAGCUGGUGCUGUGGAACUGGCUAGCCGACGUACUGAGCAUGAGGUUCAGUGGCUCCAGAGAUCACCCACUGUCGGCGGAUCACAUACACUUUCUGUGCGAGAAAGCGCUCGGAACAGAAGUACCGUUCCCGAUACCGAACGGCCUCACCAUAACCUGGUCCCAGUUCUGUAAGGACAAUUUGCCCGAUUGUAGCAGCAGCUUUUGGGGAUGGUUUUACCAGGUGAUGAAGUUGACACGUGACCAUUUUCUGGAGCAGUGGAUUCAGGGCAGGAUCUUCGGUUUUAUACGCAAGAGCAAGGCGGAACAGUAUCUGGCCAGUUGUAAGCCGGGCACAUUCUUGCUGCGUUUUUCCGACACGGUACUGGGAGGCAUCACCAUCGGCUUUGUGCACGAAAACAGUGUCGGGCAGCUCGAGAUACUGCACAUCGAACCGUUUACGGCAAGGGACCUGUCCAUCCGGUCGCUAGCUGAUCGCAUACUCGACUUCGAUGUGCUCACCCAUCUGUACCCGUGCACUCCGAAGCACGAAGCGUUUCAACGACGCAAUGCAGAACGAGCCCGAUCGACGAACUAUAUCGCGACGGAGCUGCGCGCCAUACUGAUCUUCCCUCCCGUCGAUAUGACAACCGAUGAAUCGUGCGACACCAGUCAGGGACAGUCGGUCAAGAGUGAGUACACCUUUUCCAAUAUUGACUCCAUGUCGUUUUUUGAUCUCGAUACCACUGAGUUGUUAACAGUUGAUGACAGUUUUAAGGAUGAACACGUUUAAAUGUUUUUUUUUUCUUUUGAAACAUUUUUCCGGAUGUCGAUUCAGUUGCUUUUAUAAAUCUGAGGUCACGUUCUUAGAUAUUUGGCGGAGCUUACGAUGAUGAAAAGUUCUUGAAUAGAUGAGUGUGCAGCAAAUAUUAGGUAUCAGGCCAACGUGUGCCAUGCAGUUCUAUUUUUUAGGGGUAUAUUUUCAUUCUGUCAUGAUAUUUUUAUUUCUUUUAUGAUCUCAUUGUGCUUUUAUCAUUAUGUGUAUUAUGAUCAUGCUUAAAACGAUGAUUUAAAACAAAGAUGACCGCCGUUAUCAACUGGGAAGGUAAUGGCUACAUUGCUCCACAGACAUUCAGUUCUCUAGAAAUGAAGAUCCUGAUCGCGAUUCAUAAAAAAGACAAACGAUGUUAAAACAUUAUUGAGAAAGUUGUCAGUUAAUGAUUUUAAAUUGUGCUUGCAACUUACUUACUUGCAACUUGCAUACUUUCAACAGUUUGACCUAAAACUCAAAAAAAAAGUAGAGGAAAAAAAUGCCAAAAUGCCUACAAUUAUUACGCAAGCAGAAAUUUACUUAGUGAGAAACAAAUGUUUGAGGAGCUAUUGUGCAAGUGUUAUCCCUCUAAAAACUUUGUAAUUGAUUUAUUCAUGCUUCACUGAACAUAAUUACGUCAGCUUGCAGAAAAAUACCGGCAAAAUUGUUUCGUUGCGUUUUAAGCGUUCUAAUAUGAUGCGCCAUGUGUGACAUAGUGUUACCAGUAUCUGAACUUAAACUUUAUCAUUACUUUUGUGCGAAAACUUAAACCAUGGCAAGAAGUGCUUAAAGCAAUAAAAAAAAUGCGGAUACAGCUAUCUAAAGUUUGUGAUGAAUUGUUAGGAUUGAUGAGCAAAUAAAACUGU